Molecule: messenger RNA, 961 nt
Organism: Balearica regulorum gibbericeps (East African grey crowned-crane)
Lineage: Eukaryota; Metazoa; Chordata; Aves; Gruiformes; Gruidae
Source: RefSeq, a predicted model, not a curated record
GACCUGUUUGCACUGGGCCUGCAAGCGGAACCAUGCUCCCGUGGUGUCCUGCCUGCUGGAUGCUGGUGCAGAUAAGCAGAUCCUCACUGCUCAAGGAGAGCUGGCAGCACAGUUAACUUCGAAACCAGACAUCUGGAAGAUUUUGGGAGUAAUAGAGGAGGAAACUGAACGUCAAGGAGUGAAGGAUUUAAAUCUGCCAAUUGUUGCAAACUACUUGGCCAACCCACCAUUCCCUUACAUUUACGCUGAAGAAAGCAUUCCAGACAGCUUGGCAGAAUCCCAGAACGAAAGCGCUUCCAUCUCUUCCGCUUCCCAGUGUGAAACUAGUCCUUGUUCAUCAGCACCUCAGGUUGAAAGCGUGUGCACGCCCACGUCAUGCAACAGCGAAGCCGAUUUUCCUGCGCUAGACACUGUGGAACAGCUGCCCACCCCAUCGGCAACUACCGCAGCACCGAAAUGCGUUGGGCCUGCAGCACAGAACGGCCCCGCUCGCCAGCCGUCCCUGCCCCACGGCAGAGCUCCCUUCUCCCCGGUAGCACCCAAACAGGCUGCACCUCUGCAAACUGACAGCUCACCUACUGGUCCCGCACCAACUUUUCAGCCCUUUUUCUUUACUGGGACUUUCCCAUAUAACAUGCAAGAACUUGUGCUUAAGGUGAGAGUCCAGAACCUGAGAGACAACGACUUCAUUGAAAUUGAACUGGACAGACAAGAACUGACCUAUCAAGACCUGCUCAGAGUGAGUUGCUGUGAAUUGGGUGUUAAUCCAGAACAAGUAGAGAAGAUCAGAAAAUUACCUAAUACACUAGUAAGAAAGGACAAGGACGUUGCCAGACUUCAGGACUUCCAAGAGCUGGAGUUAGUUCUUGUGAAAAGCGACAGCUCUCCUUUCAGAAAUGCUGCAUCAACUUUGACUGAGAGACCAUGCUACAAUAGUAGAGCAUCAAAGCUGACGUACUGA